Molecule: messenger RNA, 1499 nt
Organism: Anopheles coustani
Lineage: Eukaryota; Metazoa; Arthropoda; Insecta; Diptera; Culicidae
Product: sorbitol dehydrogenase-like
Exons: 4
Coding region: 366-1448 (360 amino acids)
Biological process (GO): D-sorbitol catabolic process
Molecular function (GO): zinc ion binding; L-iditol 2-dehydrogenase (NAD+) activity
Source: RefSeq, a predicted model, not a curated record
ACAGUCUAUAGUCGAUCAACCCCAAAACAGCACGUCUUCGAUGGUGCAUCUAAUAAUAACAACAUAAAACGUAUUUGUACAAUUUCGCAGAGUAAGCGUCCAUCGGAGUUGAGUUGAAAAGCUAUCGAUAACUGCUGGGGCUGGUUCACUAUCAGGACAAACUCACCCAUACCACACGGCUACGACAACGGGCAAACAUUGAAACUGGCAGCAAUAAAAACUUUUAACUCAAACAGAGCUGCUAUAGAUAAAGUUAGACGGUUCCAAGCAUACUGCUAGCAGUAGCGUUUCAUAACUGGUGGCGGCAAGAACGAGAGCAAGUGUGAAAGCGAUCGUUAGCAGCAUUCGUUUAAAAGCAGCAUAAGAUGGCUAGCAAAUCCGACAAUCUAACCGCCGUUCUGUACGGUAUCGAGGAUCUUCGACUGGAGCAGCGUCCGAUUCCUGUUCCGAAAGAUGAUGAGGUACUGCUGGAAAUGGACAGCGUGGGAAUUUGUGGCUCGGAUGUACACUAUCUGGUGAAAGGAAGAAUCGGUGAUUUUAUCGUAAAGAAACCAAUGGUCAUCGGCCAUGAAGCGUCAGGCAUCGUAUCGAAGGUGGGUGCCAAAGUGAAAACCCUCAAAGUAGGUGAUCGUGUUGCGAUCGAGCCCGGAUAUGGUUGCCGAGUGUGUGAGUACUGCAAGGGAGGAUCGUACAACCUCUGCCAGGAUAUGAUUUUCUGUGCGACACCACCGUACGAUGGCAAUCUCACCCGGUAUUUCGCACACCCGGCCGAUUUCUGUUACAAACUGCCAGAUCACGUGACGAUGGAAGAGGGUGCUCUGCUGGAACCACUGUCGGUCGGUGUCCAUGCAUGCCGGCGUGCUGACGUCGGACUUGGCUCGAAAGUGUUGAUUCUUGGUGCCGGACCGAUCGGUUUGGUGACGCUGAUUGUAGCGAAAUCGAUGGGUGCAGGGAAGGUAGUGGUUACCGAUUUGCUCCAAAAUCGUCUAGAUGUGGCGAAGGAAUUGGGUGCCGAUGAAACGAUAGUGAUUCCGAAGGGUGUAUCAGAAGAGGAUUUGGUUAAGCUAAUCCACGAUCGUAUGGGUGGCGCACCGGACAAAACGAUCGAUUGUAGUGGAGCAGAAGCCACGGCUAGGCUGGCGAUUUUGUCCACAAAAUCCGGUGGUGUAGGUGUCCUGGUCGGCAUGGGCGCCCCAGAGGUGAAAGUACCACUGAUAAAUGCGCUUGCCCGCGAGGUCGAUAUAAGGGGUGUGUUCCGCUACUGCAAUGACUACCCGAUUGCACUGAGCCUGGUAUCAAGCGGGAAGAUCGACGUGAAGCGACUUAUCACCCACCAUUUUAAUAUCGAGGAGACGGCUGAAGCAUUCAACACUACGCGUCACGGGCUCGGUGGGGCAAUUAAGGUAAUGAUUCAUGUCCAACCAAAGGAUAAGAACAACCCGAAAUAGAUCAGAUACAGUGUAAUGAAUAAAAUAAUGCGAUCAAUAAACAAGAUUCAA